CGAGGGUUAGCGCUAAUGAUAAUGAUCAGCAUGUCUCCUGUAUGUUCAGAUCAUCUGAGGGUGACACCGUGAGAAGUUGCUUACGCCCCCUGGUUUAGAAGGACACAAGGCUCUGUUCAAGAACGUCAUUAUGGCGAGCCAGCCGUCCCUCACAUCACCGGAGGGAUCCAGUAAGAGAAAUCCCCCAGAGAGAUGUCCCCGUCCUCUGUAUUCCCGGGACUCCACACAGGAACAUCAGGAGAUCCCUCAGGAGGAUCAGGAUAGUAGCCUGAUUGUUGUUAAAGUUGAAGUCAAAGAGGAAGCAGAAGAGCCGUAUGUGAGAGACGAGUUGGGCAAGGAGGAGGAAGUUCCUCCAGAUAUUGGCCAAGAUGGGCGAUACAUUAGGAAUAGCCAUGAGAAAUUUACAGCUGACCCUUCAGAUGCUAAAGCAGAAGACGAUGAUCUCACAAAGGAUUCCCGAAAAGAAAACCCAAUCGCCUCAGAUCUCCGUCUGCUUCCCAGUGCAGGUCUAUCAUCUGAUCCCUCUACACAUGGAGGAAGUUUUCCUCUCAAUCAUCCCAAUUCUUCCAAAAGAAGCGAAACGCUCCCAUGUUCUGAAAAUAAAAAAUUUCGAGAGAAACCCGGUCUUAUAAAAAGUACUUGUGUAGGGUUAAAGCCAUAUUCAUGUUCUGAAUGUGGAAAGUCUUUUGCCUACAUGUCUCGUCUGAACGCGCAUAGGCAGGCUCACAUAAACCCGAAGCCAUACGCGUGCUCCACUGGCACCAACAGGAACGAUGAAAAGAUUUAUCCAUGUCCCGAGUGCGGGAAACUUUUCAAAUGGAAAUCGUGUCUCUCUAGGCACAAAUGGUUCCAUCGAGACGAAGCCCCGUUCUCGUGUUCCCAAUGCGGGAAGCCUUUUAAGCUGAAGUCCAACCUAGUUCGGCAUCAACGGACUCACACAUUGGAGAAGGCGUUCUCCUGUUCCGAAUGUGGAAAGUGUUUCGCAAAGAAGUCCUACCUCGAUGAGCAUCAGAAAAGGCACACCAGCGAGGAGCCGUUUACGUGUUCCGAAUGCGGCAGAUCCUUUACUUUGAAAUCAUACUUGGUCAAGCAUCGGAAGACACAUCUGGGCCAGAAGCCGUACUCGUGUUCGGAAUGCGGACGGUGUUUUGCCGUAAAGGCAUGUCUGGUGGAUCACUUUAGGAGCCACACGGGUGAAGGUCCCUUUUCUUGCCCAGAGUGCGGGAAGUGUUUUACAUACAAAACAACUCUCGCUGACCAUCAAAGACUCCACACCGGAGAGAACCUCUAUUCCUGUUCUGAGUGCGACAAACGUUUUACCCAAAGGAGACUUUUGGAAAAGCACCAAAGAGUGCACACUGGAGAGAAGCCUUAUACGUGUUCCCAGUGUGGAAAAUGUUUUGCGCAGAAAUCAGACCUUGGCAGGCACGAAAAACGUCACAGAAGCAAGGCUGAAGGCAGGUCCACCUGA
Molecule: messenger RNA, 1471 nt
Organism: Rana temporaria (common frog)
Lineage: Eukaryota; Metazoa; Chordata; Amphibia; Anura; Ranidae
Product: oocyte zinc finger protein XlCOF6.1-like
Exons: 4
Coding region: 131-1471 (446 amino acids)
Biological process (GO): negative regulation of transcription by RNA polymerase II; regulation of cytokine production; regulation of immune system process
Source: RefSeq, a predicted model, not a curated record